AUGGGAACAAGGUUCAAGAACAAUGAUCUCUUCAUGUUAUUCGCUCUUAUAAUUUCCUCCGCCAUUGUCGCUCAAUCUGAUGAUUGCGUAUAUACGGUAUACGUGAAGACUGGAUCGAUAGUGAAGGGAGGAACCGACUCGAUCAUCAGCCUAACCCUGUACGAUGCAGAGGGUGAUUUCGUUAAGAUAUCGAAUCUGAAGAAUUGGGGAGGUUUGAUGGGAAAAGGGCACGAUUACUUCGAAAGAGGGAACCUCGAUAUCUUUAGCGGCAGAGGUAGAUGUUUAGCGACGCCAGUGUGUGCAAUGAAACUUACAUCGGAUGGAAUAGGGGAUCACCAUGGCUGGUACUGCAACUACGUGAAGGUCACGUCGACGGGUCCACACAUUCAUUGCACGCAGCGGCUCUUCACGGUGGAGCAAUGGAUCGCUCUUGACGCACCUCCUUAUGAGCUGACCGCUAUCAGGAAUUACUGCCCUUACGAUCUUCACAGCAUCGAAAAGAAGCAUCGGCAGCAGAAGCAGCAGUUAUCUUCCGAUUUGAGUGUGGUGUAG
This is a messenger RNA of Telopea speciosissima, 552 nucleotides long. Its product is annotated as PLAT domain-containing protein 3-like. NCBI's taxonomy places the organism in Eukaryota, Viridiplantae, Streptophyta, Magnoliopsida, Proteales, Proteaceae. The coding region runs from base 1 to 552 and encodes 183 amino acids. Gene Ontology annotation, molecular function: protein binding. The record is from RefSeq and is a predicted model, not a curated record. The transcript has 2 exons.